Calypte anna (Anna's hummingbird) is the source of this 744-nucleotide messenger RNA. RefSeq names its product transforming growth factor alpha (gene TGFA). Bases 73 to 576 code for a protein of 167 amino acids. Gene Ontology annotation, biological process: positive regulation of cell population proliferation; epidermal growth factor receptor signaling pathway; positive regulation of mitotic nuclear division. The record is from RefSeq and is a predicted model, not a curated record. Lineage: Eukaryota; Metazoa; Chordata; Aves; Apodiformes; Trochilidae. The transcript has 5 exons.
CACCACCGGGCCACCGACGCCGCCACCGGGCCACCACCCGGCCACCACUGCCACCGGGCCACCACCGCCAGCAUGCCGGGCGAGGCGGCAGCCGCGCUGGCCAUGGGUGUGCUGCUCGCUGCCUGCCAUGCGCUGGAGAACACAACACAGAGCUCCACGGGCCCGCCGGUGGCAGCAGCCGUGAGGUCCCACUUCAACGACUGCCCCGACUCCCACCGACAGUUCUGCUUCCAUGGCACCUGCAGAUUCCUGGUGCAGGAGGAGAAACCAGCGUGUGUCUGCCACUCGGGGUACGUGGGGACCCGCUGUGAGCACGCUGACCUGCUGGCCGUGGUGGCUGCCAACCAGAAGAAGCAAACCAUCACCGCCCUGCUCGUGGUCUCCGUGGUGGCCUCGGCGCUGCUCAUCGGCGCCUGCGUGCUCAUACACUGCUGCCGCUUGCGGACGCGGUGCCGGUGGUGCCGGGCGCCGGAGGGACCAGAGAAACCAGGGGGGCUGCUGAAAGGGGGGACCUCCUGCUGCCACCCCCACACGGGGAAGGGGACUGGGAGGACACCCACACCCCCCGGGGUGUAACCACCCUCCCCAGCCCCCUCCCACGGGGGUCUGAGAGAGGUGGGGGUGUGGGGAGGGUCCCACCACCUCCACCCCCCCACCCAGGACCAGCGCUGUGUCUCUGCUCUGCUUUGGGGCUUGGUUUGGGUUUGGGUUCAGUUUCCUUUAGGGCUUCUUUUUGGUUUGGUU